Molecule: messenger RNA, 2882 nt
Organism: Periophthalmus magnuspinnatus
Lineage: Eukaryota; Metazoa; Chordata; Actinopteri; Gobiiformes; Gobiidae
Gene: ikbkb
Product: inhibitor of nuclear factor kappa B kinase subunit beta
Exons: 22
Coding region: 194-2413 (739 amino acids)
Biological process (GO): tumor necrosis factor-mediated signaling pathway; positive regulation of transcription by RNA polymerase II; peptidyl-serine phosphorylation
Cellular component (GO): cytoplasm; IkappaB kinase complex
Molecular function (GO): IkappaB kinase activity; ATP binding; protein binding
Source: RefSeq, a predicted model, not a curated record
ACAGGAAAUAUGAGUAUCAGGAAGUAGAAGGUUUGGAAGAUUUCUUUGCUCGCUCCAGUGUCUAACAAACAUUGCAAACUCUGAAAAUUAGCUCGAUUUAAAAGCAUACAUGUUCUUUUGUUGAAUAAAUAAGAGUUUGAAGCGCGAGAUCUGCGUAUCUACGUGGAACAAGUUCUGGGAGAGUUGAAGAGUGAUGAAUCGGGUCCCUCUGCAGCAGCCGCUGACGUGUGGCCCCUGGGAGCUAAAGGAGCGACUGGGGACUGGAGGCUUUGGGAAUGUCACAAAAUGGCAGAACAAGGAGACAGAGGAGCAGAUUGCCAUUAAACAGUGUCGCCAGGAGCUGAGUGACAGAAACAAAGAGCGCUGGUGUUUGGAGAUUCAGAUCAUGAAGAGGUUAAACCAUGAGAAUGUCGUCGCAGCCAGAGAAGUUCCGAUGGGAAUGGAGAAGCUAAUGGCCACCAAUGACCUCCCUCUUCUAGCGAUGGAGUUCUGCCAGGGUGGAGACCUCAGGAAGCAUCUAAACGUUCUAGACAACUGCUGUGGAAUGAGGGAGGGCGCCGUGCUGAUUCUCCUACAGGAUAUAUCAUCCGCUCUGAUGUAUCUCCACCAAAAGAGGAUCAUUCAUCGAGAUUUGAAGCCAGAAAACAUUGUGCUGCAGCAGGGAGAAAAGCGAUUGAUUCACAAGAUUAUAGAUCUUGGAUAUGUAAAGGAGCUGGACGCAAGCAGUUUGUGUAUCUCAUUUGUGGGAACACUGCAGUACUUGGCUCCUGAGCUCAUAGAGAGGCAGCGUUACACCUACACUGUGGACUACUGGAGCUUUGGGACUUUGGUGUUUGAGUGCAUCACAGGAUUUCGUCCCUUUUUACCAACAUGGCAGCCUGUUCCUUGGCACAACAAAGUCAGACACAAACAAGAUGAUGACAUCGUUGUCCAAGAGGACCUUGCAGGAGAAGUACGAUUCUAUAAGCACCUGCCACAGCCCAAUAAUCUCAACAGUCUGUUACUGGAAAAGUUGGAGAGGUGGCUAAAGCUAAUGCUCAAAUGGUCACCACAGGAGAGAGGAAAGGAUAAAAAUGUUACUCCCAGUGACGGUUUUUCUCAACUAGAGCUCAUAUUGAAACUCAAGUUGGUUCGUGUCCUAAACAUGAUGACAACAAAAACGCUUGUUUAUUCUGUGUCGGAGAAAGAGACAGUGGCUGAACUGCAGAAAAGAAUUGAAAAAGAUUCCAACAUCCCAGUAGCGAAUCAGGAGCUGCUGCUGGAGGCAGGACUGGCCCUGGAGCCACAGGGACUGGCUCUGCAGUGCGCUGUCGACUACGCUGAAAUAGACGGGCGAAGGACCGAUUUCCCAAUGGUUUUCCUUUUUGAUCGCUCUUCCUGUAACUAUGAACCUCAGUUUACUCCUCGCCCUCUCCCUGAAAACAUACGCUUUGUUCAAAAUGACCCCAGUCACAUUUUGCAAUACAGUCCCCUGAGGAGGACUUGUGGCCAGGCUUGGCACACGAUCCGCUGUCUGAAAGAAGACUGGCAAAGGCUGCAACAGGGCCAGAAAGCUGCUAUCAUGAGUCUUUUGAGACACAACUCCUCUUUAUCCAAACAGAAUAUUGAAAUGGUCUCAAUGCACCAGAGGCUUAUGGCCAAACUGGAUUUCUUCACAACCAGCCUUCACAUAGACAUGGACAAAUACCAGGAGCAGACUGCCACUGGAAUUGCAUCAGAGAAACUGCUUUGUGUUUGGAGGGAGAUGGAGCAGACUGCUAUAAGCUGUGGUCAGGCCAAGGUCAAUGAACUUGAGGAUGAGAUGAUGCACCUACAGCCUGAUAUUGUGGAUGUGCAGAGACAGAGAAGUGGAGAGGCACUGGACACACUUGAAGGAAAAGCAAUGGAGAUGUUCCGCAAGCUCAGAGAAAAACCCAGAGACCAAAGAUGUUCAGGAGACGGCCGUGAGGUCGUGCGACUUGUAGUCCAGGCUGUACAGUUUUUUGAGAAGAAGGUCAGAGACUUCUACACACAUCUCAGUAAAACUGCUCUGUGUCGAAAACGUGUGAUGGAGCUGCUGCCCAAAAUGGAGGAGGUGGUGCAGAAGAUGGUGGAGAGCGAACAGGUCCUCAUGACUCUGCAGGAGAAAAGACAGAGGGAGCUGUGGAACCUGCUCAGAGUGGCCUGUAGUAAAGUUCGCAGUCCUGUAAGUGGAAGUCCAGAAGGUUUACGGACCUCUGUGCCACAUUUAGUAACUCCACGACACAGCCUUCAGCAACCGGAUGAGUCUCUUGUGGAGGAAAGUAGGACAUUUGAAAGUCGUCUCCAAAGUUUGCUUCAAGACACAAUCCAGGAAUCAGAAAGCAGUAUGGAGAUGUUGCGGGAAUGGACGUGGCUUCAGGAUGACCAAAGUUUCUCCAGUGAUCUGUCAUGAAGAGGAGAGAUUGUGCUGUACUCUGCUCCCUCCUUGUGGACACGAUGUGAACAUGUUUCUGUGCACCUUGUACAAAACCAGUGCGACUCUGUGCGUUUUACUCUUAAGCUGACAACAAAGACCAUACAUUUUAGAAACUAUAUGAUCACCACGCCAAUGCAACCUCAACUGGUAAGGCCAAAUCUCUAUAAAUAUAAUAUAGCUGGUAAUAGAUUAGCUAGUUGAUGGUUGUUUUCUAUGUGAGGUGAUACUGUACUUACAUGUUUUAGGGUCUAUCGGCCCUAAAGCUCCAGAAAAGGUUUCUCCUAAGUGUAAAAAAAAAGCUGAUGAAAGGAUUAUUUACUGUUUUAUGAAUUAUGUAAAUGUCUGAUGUUUUCUACCCUUUAAUCUUUGUACAUUACAGUAAAUAUAAAUAUAUAUUUUACUCCCUAUUGGACCUUUUUGAAUGUCGUUAAACAUGAAACAAUGG